Heterotrigona itama is the source of this 2577-nucleotide messenger RNA. Lineage: Eukaryota; Metazoa; Arthropoda; Insecta; Hymenoptera; Apidae. The record is from the annotation of a GenBank genome assembly.
AUGUUAAGUGGUAGAAUUAUAGGACGAAUGCCAAAACUUACGAGGCAUUCACAUGUCAAUCAUUUUUUUCGACCUUUAAAAUAUAUUGGCAAGUAUUGAUACACUUUAUUUUUUAAAAAGUAAUUUUUCUCAAUUUACACGAAUUUUUCUUCUGCUUCUAAGCUUAGUAUUUUUCACAGUAAAUGUUAAGUUAAUCUUUAUUCAACAUUUUAAUGAUAAACAUUCAAAUAAUAAUUGUAUACAUACUUUUAGAUAACAAAGAUAGCUAAUAUUUUGUUAAAUUUUGUGGCAUGUUUAAAUAGAAGUAUACCACGCGAUAUAACCUCAAAAUUGGACAACGAUUACAUAUUUUUUCAACGAAUAUUCAGUGUUCAUAAUUUAAGGUAUAAUAGCAAUGCAAAUGACAAAGUAUAUAAACCUCCAGGAACCACCAUAAAACCAGAAGAAUGUAUACCUGAAAGUAGGUAUUCCAAACAAAAAAGAAUUGUACCUAUAUGUGAAUCUCAUCCUAAUGCAUCUUGUCCACCGUCUUGUUAUGAAGUUUGCGGAAAACCAGAUGAUUCGCAAAAAUCAAAUGACAAGAAGCCUUCACCACCAUAUUGGAAAAUAUUGGCAACUUUAUUCAUAGCGGGAGUUACAAUAUAUGCAGAGAAAAGAAUGGAAGGAGAAUUAGAAGAUCACUUCAAAAAAAUAAAUCUCCACCUACUUCUAAUUCAUUCCCUUCAGAAAUACCUUAUCUUUUAAUAGGAGGAGGAACAGCUGCAUUUUCUGCAUUUAGAUCUAUUAAAUCUAGAGAUCCUAGAGCUAAGGUUUUGGUAAUAACAGAAGAAGAAGACUUGCCAUACAUGAGACCUCCAUUAUCCAAAGAACUUUGGUAUAAUAGAGAUAGAAAAAUAAGUGCACAAUUACUUUUUAAACAAUGGAAUGGUGCUCAGAGAAGUAUAUUUUAUGAACCACCAGAAUUUUAUUCAGAUAUUAGUAAUUUGAGUCAGUCUGAUAAAGGUGGUGUAGCUGUAGCAACAGGUUGGAAAGUUAUGAAAAUUAAUAUUCCAAAUAAAACUGUAGUGCUUGAUGAUGGUUAUGAAAUAAAAUAUGAAAAAUGUCUUAUUGCAACUGGUGCAUCACCUAAAAAUCUCCCAGUUUUUGAGUCAAUACAAGAUGAACUUAAGGAUAAAAUUAUAACCUUCAGAACAAAAGAAGAUUUUCUUGAUUUAGAAGAUAUUGUGCAUAACGUUAAAUAUAAAAAUAUAGUUAUAAUUGGUGGAGGAUUUCUUGGAUCAGAACUUGCCUGUUCAUUGGCCCUACCUGAGAAUAAAAAAGUAUAUCAAAUAUAUAAAGAAAAAUUUAUAAUGGAUCAAGUAUUACCGAAAUACCUAAGUGAAUGGGCAACAAAGAAAUCCGUGUUAGAAGGUGUUAAUUGUAUUGCUAAUUCUGAAGUAGAAGAUUAUUCUUAUAAAGGUGGACAGUUAUCACUUAUUCUUUCGGAUAAUCGUGUUAUUGAUGCUGAUCAAGUGAUUGUAGCAGUAGGCGUUGAACCAAACACUGAUUUGGCAAAAGCUUCACAUUUAGAAACAGAUCCUGAAAUAGGCGGUUUCCUUGUUAACGCGGAACUAGAAGCAAGAAGUAAUCUUUGGGUUGCUGGUGAUGCAGCUUGCUUUUAUGAUAUUAAACUUGGUAGAAGAAGAGUAGAACAUCAUGAUCAUGCUGUAGUUUCAGGAAGAUUGGCAGGAGAAAAUAUGACUGGUGCAAGAAAACCAUAUUUACAUCAAUCAAUGUUUUGGUCCGACUUAGGACCAGAAGUUGGAUAUGAAGCAAUUGGUAUUGUGGAUUCGUCACUACCAACUGUAGGAGUUUUUGUAAAAACAACAAAUUCAGAUACUUCAAUAACAUCUGUUAGUUCAAAUGAAACCGCCCAACCUUUGAAUGAAGAGAAAUUGAAUACACAAAUACAAAGUUCACUACAAUUAAAAAAAAAAAAUUCGGAAUGUUCUGAUAAUUCAAAAGUGUUAUUAGAAGAACCUAAAAAAUAUGAUGAUUUUGGAAAAGGAGUUGUUUUUUACCUACGUGAUGAUAUCGUGGUUGGCAUAGUUCUUUGGAAUAUCUUUAAUCGGAUGUCUAUCGCUAGACAGGUGCUUGCCAGAGAUACAAAAUAUGAUGAUUUAAACGAAAUAGCAAAACUGUUUACUAUUCAUGAUGACUGAUUUCAUUAAUAAAAAAACAUGACUAUAUUAUGUCAUUAUUGUACAUAAAGUCAUUUAUCUAUAGUUAUCAGUUCAUUUUGUGAAUAAAAAAGUCUACAACUGAUACUUUGUUCCUGAGUUUGAAAGGUACAACUUGUAUAAAUAUUGCACAUAUUACGUACAAAGUAUUUUCCACAAAAAUCUAUAAAUAAAAACAUUCUUAUAGACAAUAAGAUAUUAAAUUAUUAUUAGAUACGGAUUUUCUUAGAAAAUAAAAUGUUUUAUUAGUUAUUCAGAGUUUAAUAUUAUAUCAUUCCAAUACUACUUAUAUAUAUUCAUGCAUAUACAAAUAUACAUAUAUACAUAUAAAUUUAUUUUAAAAUUUCUAAAAUCUUAC